Molecule: messenger RNA, 1641 nt
Organism: Guyanagaster necrorhizus
Lineage: Eukaryota; Fungi; Basidiomycota; Agaricomycetes; Agaricales; Physalacriaceae
Product: threonine dehydratase I
Exons: 6
Coding region: 1-1641 (546 amino acids)
Biological process (GO): L-threonine catabolic process; L-serine catabolic process
Molecular function (GO): L-serine ammonia-lyase activity; threonine deaminase activity; pyridoxal phosphate binding
Source: RefSeq, a predicted model, not a curated record
AUGUCGCCCACGGCAACCAUCGAGUAUUCCUCGGAUGCGCCAGAGCCGCAGCAGUAUCCUCGUCUGGCAAAGCACCAUCUUUUAGCUGAUAACACGCCCGACUAUCUUCGCCUCAUACUGACUUCCAAGGUCUACGAAAUAUUAAAAGAGACUCCUCUCGUUCUCGCGACCAAUCUGAGUGCCAAACUCGGAAAUCAGAUAUGGCUCAAGCGAGAAGAUUUGCAGGAAGUCUUUAGCUUCAAAAUUCGCGGCGCAUAUAAUUUUAUGGCGAGUCUUAGUGAGGAGGAACGUUGGAAAGGUGUCGUCACAUGUAGUGCCGGAAAUCAUGCCCAAGGUGUUGCACUAUCCGGCGCGAAGCUAGGCAUUCCUUGCACUAUCAUCAUGCCCUGCGGUACCCCCUCCAUCAAGGUCCGCAACGUCUCCCGUUUAGGUGCAAAGGUCAUCCUCUAUGGCAUAGAUUUUGAUGAAGCCAAGGCGGAGUGUGCGAGACUUGCAGAGACCCAUGGACUCGCGUUCGUUCCUCCGUAUGACGACCCACUUGUUAUUGCAGGACAAGGAACGGUUGGGAUGGAAAUCCUGAAGCAGCUUCCUGACUCUGAAAGCCUGGACUUCAUUUUUUCGGCUAUUGGAGGUGGAGGCCUUGUCUCUGGAAUCGCCGAGUACGUGAAAAGGAUCGGAAGUCCCAAGACCCAAGUUGUAGGAGUCGAAACUGUCGACGGUGAUGCUAUGGAAAGAAGUCUUGCAAAUGGUGACCGUGUCACCCUACCUGAGGUCGGUCCUUUCAGUGACGGGACGGCUGUUAGAAUCGUGGGGAAAGAACCGUUUAGAAUAUGCAAGGAGCUUCUUGAUGGUGUAGUCAAGACAGACAACGACGAAAUAUGCGCAGCUAUCAAAGAUAUAUUUGAAGAGACUAGAUCUAUUACAGAACCCGCCGGUGCUUUGGCUUUGGCCGGUCUCAAGCGAUACAUUACACAGAAUAACCUCGUAGGCGCGCAAAAACGAUUCGUUGCCAUUGUCAGUGGCGCGAACAUGAACUUUGACCGACUUAGAUUUGUCGCAGAGCGCGCUGAAUUAGGAGAAGGGCGAGAAGCUCUCAUCAGCGUUGAUAUCCCGGAAAAACCUGGCAGCUUCAUUCGACUACAUACCCUCAUACAUCCUCGUGCUGUUACGGAGUUCCUCUACCGGUAUAACGCUUAUGGCUCCCCAGAUCGAGCUCAUAUAGUGUUUUCGGUCAAGUUGGAGUCUAAUAAUCGGGCAGCAGAAAUUGAGCAGCUGCUCCUGGCUCUUGCAAAUGAAGACAUGAAAGGAUUUGACAUCAGUGACAACGAAUUCGCGAAAAGCCAUGGGCGGUAUAUGAUAGGGGGUACGCAGGUCGUACCGAACGAAAGGGUUUUUAGAUUUGAGUUUCCCGAAAGGCCCAGCGCUCUUCGCAAUUUCUUGCUGGGCAUGCAACAAGACUGGAAUAUUAGCCUGUUCCAUUAUCGCAAUCAUGGCGCAGACUUGGGAAAGGUUCUAGCUGGUAUCCAAGUACCACUAUCUGAAUAUGACGCUUUUGACAAGUUCUUAACCAAGAUCAACUACACGUUCGUAGAGGAGACGAAUAACCCGGUGUAUAAGCAAUAUCUACGCGGUGAAGUAUAA